CCCCGAACACCUCCAGCUGGCCAAACAGAAGACGCAGGAGGAGUAGAGGGCUCGGACAUGGGGAGGAAUCAGCACUGGCCCGUUUGAUAGAGAUCGGUGUUUUUUUAUUAUUUAUUUGGGAAAAACCGAGAGGCCUUAGCGCGAAGCAUACACACGGAGAGGAAAAACCCAUCCCUUGCACAAAGCUCGAAAUAAAUCAAUGGACUGAAUGAAGACCGCCUAUGACGCCUAUCGAUGCCUGGCCAAGGAUUUGGAUGCGUACGCCAUGAACCCAGAGAUGACAAUGGACAUUGGCAACCUUCACGGUGGAAUAAGCCACGAUCAGGACUUGAUGAGUAGCCACAGCCCCCAUCACAAUCGGAACGCGGGGGCUUCUUUACGGAUACACCAGGAUCUGACCGUGGCAUCGUCACGCUCCGCGAUGGUCUCCAGCAUGGCAUCGAUUCUGGACGGCGCCGGAGGAGAGUACCGUCCGGAGCUGUCGCUGCCGCUCCAUCACGCCAUGAGCAUGCCGUGCGACACAUCCCCGCCCGGGAUGAGCGGUACGUACACCACGCUGACCCCGCUACAGCCAUUACCGCCCAUCUCGACGGUGUCCGACAAAUUCCACCAUCCGCACCACCACCACCAUCACCACCAUCAACGUCUCUCUGGGAACGUGAGCGGGAGUUUUACUCUCAUGCGGGAUGAGAGAGCUCUACCGGCCAUGAACAACCUCUACAGCCCCUAUCAUAAAGACAUGAGCGGGAUGGGUCAGAGCUUGUCCCCCCUGGCCAGCAGUCCGUUAGGAAACGGCCUGGGCUCCAUCCACAACGCCCAGCAGUCGCUCCACAACUACGGAGCGCACGGGCACGACAAGAUGCUGAGCUCCAACUUUGAUGCCCACACUGCCAUGUUGGCCAGAGGGGACCAGCACCUCUCCAGGGGCCUCGGUGGCCCCGCGGCGGGCAUGAUGCCCCAUCUGAACGGGAUGCACCACACCGGGCAUCCGAGCCAUCCUCAAUCCCACGGGCCCGUGUUGGCUUCCAGCCGGGACAGACCGCCCUCCUCCUCCUCCUCGUCCGUGACUCCGGGCGCCGGCUCGGGACAGCUCGAGGAGAUCAACACCAAAGAAGUGGCUCAGCGCAUCACGGCCGAGCUGAAGCGCUACAGCAUCCCGCAGGCCAUCUUCGCGCAACGGGUUCUGUGCCGUUCGCAGGGCACCUUGUCGGAUCUGCUGCGGAACCCGAAACCCUGGAGUAAACUCAAGUCCGGACGGGAGACGUUUCGGAGGAUGUGGAAAUGGUUACAGGAGCCCGAGUUUCAGAGGAUGUCGGCCCUUCGGCUUGCAGCGUGCAAACGAAAAGAGCAGGAUCCAGGCAAAGACAGGAGCAAUACACCAAAGAAAUCGCGGCUGGUUUUCACAGACCUGCAGCGGAGAACACUACUGGCCAUCUUUAAAGAAAACAAACGUCCAUCUAAAGAAAUGCAAAUGACCAUCUCACAGCAGCUGGGUCUAGAACUCAACACUGUUAGCAACUUCUUCAUGAACGCCCGUAGACGCAGCCUAGACAAAUGGCUGGACGAGGGAAGUCCAGGGAAUACGUCCACCUCCAGCACUUGUACCAAAGCGUGAUCCCAGAGGGACGGGGAGGGUUGGGGUGCGCCGGACCCCCGGAAGGGUCGCCGGAGGAGAUGCCGGGCGGUCCCGAAGGGUCCGGUGCUCUGGGGAGGGUGGGUCACUCGACAGCAAACUUUAUAAGAGAGUGGCAGAGAGACAAACUGCUUACUGGCUUACUGUUGUCGACAGAAAGAACGAUGCGUUCUCGUCCAAAGAGAACUUCAGGAAAAACACUGCCUGCCUGAUAACUCAAAGGUUUUUAAUUUCUCUUCUCUGCUUUAACUUGCUGAAAUGAUCCAAAACCUUAAACCAAAAAUUAAAAGCAGACUUUCCAUUCUGAAGUGAAGUCAAUACCAAAGAGGUCAGGACGGUAAAAAUGCAUUUAUGAGAGUAAUUUCUCAACCAUUGCUUUGUCGCCAGAGGUGAAGAGAUGACAAACUUCAGCCUUUCACUGUUUUCAUUUCCAGAAGUGCUUGUUGAGAAACAGCCCUAAGCUUCAGUGGUUGAAUAGAGAUUUUACAGUAAACAACCACAUUUAAACACAAGACACAAAAGUUACGUUAGCACUGCAAUACAGGUGCAGUUUUACCUCUGUAAGGUAACAAAAAGAGCGCGUGCACCUGUCAGAAGCAAAAGCACAAAACACGGUAAUAAAGUCACACUUCAAUAAAGUCAGGUUUGUGAGCACAAUCCUGAAGCACAUUAGAUUUGCAAUAGAUCAGGGGCUGGACCACACCGAUGUUCUUCAGUCCUUACAAAAUAACUCAGGAUGAUAUUUGUAUGAUACUGAACUGAAGAACAUCCAUCUCAUGAGCUUCGGCACACACCACAUCAGCUUUUAGUUUCAUGACUCGAUGCGUAUUACGCUAAUAAAUCAAACCCAAGUUGAACAGGCAUUGGUAAUCAGGGCCUUUACAAGAGUAUAAGAGGACAAUCUCCACAUCAAUGCCUGCCAUUUAAGCUUCGCAAAGACUCAUGGGAUGGUGGAAAGGACGCAGGGAUGUAGACAGACUGAACAUCAAACUCUCAGAUUCUAGACUCUCUUUCAUAUACUCCAUCACCUCCUCAUUUAUUAUUAAACCAAAGCCAGAAACAAAGACAAACAAAGCCAGUAAGCAGUUCUCUCCUGGUUACACUGAGGGCCAAAGGCUUUUUCGGAUCACUCAAAAAGACUUUUUCUAUUUAUUGACAAAUCGACACCAAAGAAACUUUUUCUGCACCUAACUGUUCUGCAAACGAAUACUGUUCAAAGGACAACAACAAAGAAAGAAAAAACAACCAAAAAAUGAAAAACACAGAACUGCAACGAACAAACAAGGACGACAAAGAGCACGCGGUCGGAUGGAGAGUUUGUCGUUUUUGGAUCGGUGGGGACAGUGGAAAACAGGAAGCAAAAUGGGAUGGAAAGGGUUCGGAAACAUGCGACGGCGGCUUCACGCACGCAGGCAGAAUAAUGCGUCUCUCGAACAAAGCCGAAGAUUGUCUUCAAUGUGUGCCUAUGCAGUUUUUUUCAACCGAAACGGACAAACUAAACCUCAUCAGCUACAAAACCAAAGAUUCAGAAUUUGUCCCGGCGCAGUUCCCCUCCCCACCCGAGCGCUUUAAUGUCCUCUAACAGGUGUAUUGAUGUGGUGAGGAGGGGCGAGCGGGGAUGGAUUCAUUCAGUGUUGCCUCUCUCCAAACAUGGGACGUCAAGGGUUCAGACUACCUCGGUACUUUCCAUCAUCUCUCAUCUCACAGCUAAAACUAAAGGUGUAACUCAGCCUGUUGGGCAGACCAAAGAUAAACACCUUAGAGCACAUGCAAUCUCACCCAUUACUUAUAUCGAGUAUCAAGUAGCAGAGCAACUUCCACUCUUCUUGGUUUUUUACUUUGAUAAAUGCUAGUUUCUGGCCGCUGAACCUCGUGUCCCAUGUUGGAGAGAUGCUGGCGUUGUUUCAAAGGCACCGUUUUUCCACAUGAUUUUCCAACUGAAAAGCCAAUAAUCUGCCAAAACCGCUCACUUACCUGUAGAAAGAAAACUGCAGACUAUAGGUCGAAUAGCUUUAUCCCUUAGGUUGUCUCUUUUUAGAGCUUCUAGUCCAAAGAUUCUCCAGCGCCCAGGUGGGCCUGGAGCCUUCAUCUGCUUCAACAAUACAGUCAGGUCUUAAGGAACUCGGGCCAAAGAGCUUUGCUUGUCUUAGUACUUAUAUUUUGCCAAUGCCUCUGUACAAUGUCUUUCCCAGGUUGCAAUAUGUGAUUUUAUUUAAGUAAUUUAUAUUUGUUAUAAUUGAGGUCUAAUUUAACUUGCCAAAAACUUCCCAGAAACCCUUUUCCCUAAAUCGCUUGCCAAAGUUUACAUUUCGUUUCGCGUGUACGACACCAUCAGACGUAUUUAUUUAUGAGCAGAUGUGCAUAGCUUUGUUUUCUUUUCGACUUAAUUAUUUAAUGUUAUUUAAUUAGAUGUAAUUGUUUUGAAUGACUAUUUAAGAAUUUGCGUGCAUCAAAGAUGCAGUGCUUCUCUGUUAAUUUAUUAGUUAGCUUUACUUUAAAAAGCAACACAAAUGGGUGUAUUUAAUUUUUCUUAGAAAGAAU
Paramisgurnus dabryanus is the source of this 4174-nucleotide messenger RNA. It is a transcript of the gene onecut2, whose product is annotated as one cut homeobox 2. The record is from RefSeq and is a predicted model, not a curated record. Gene Ontology annotation, molecular function: RNA polymerase II cis-regulatory region sequence-specific DNA binding; DNA-binding transcription factor activity, RNA polymerase II-specific. Gene Ontology annotation, cellular component: nucleus. NCBI's taxonomy places the organism in Eukaryota, Metazoa, Chordata, Actinopteri, Cypriniformes, Cobitidae. Gene Ontology annotation, biological process: regulation of transcription by RNA polymerase II.